This is a messenger RNA of Myripristis murdjan (pinecone soldierfish), 2626 nucleotides long. RefSeq names its product GRB2 associated binding protein 3 (gene gab3). Lineage: Eukaryota; Metazoa; Chordata; Actinopteri; Holocentriformes; Holocentridae. The record is from RefSeq and is a predicted model, not a curated record. Gene Ontology annotation, biological process: signal transduction. Gene Ontology annotation, molecular function: signaling adaptor activity. Bases 22 to 1722 code for a protein of 566 amino acids. The transcript has 10 exons. Gene Ontology annotation, cellular component: cytoplasm.
ACGACACACUCUGCAGUCAAGAUGAGUGCUGGUGAUGUGGUCUGCACUGGCUGGCUCAUCAAAUCCCCUCCGGAGAAGAAACUGAAGAGAUUUACAUGGAGAAAACGGUGGUUUGUGCUUCGAAGAGGUCGCAUGAGUGGUAAUCCUGAUGUGCUGGAAUACUAUCAGAGCAAGAGCUCCAAAAAGCCAAUCCGCACCAUCGACCUCAGAGAAUGUGAGGUGCAAAUGCAGAGUGGGCAACUUCGGAUCAAGAGGGAGUUCCAUGAAAAACACCUCUUUGUUGUGAAGACGUCGUUUCGCAUCUUCUACCUGGUGGCUAAAACGGAGGAGGAGAUGAACAGCUGGAUCAAGAGCAUCAGUCAGAUUUGCCAGUUUAUGCCCUUGGAUGAUGCAGAAAGCUCAGAGGAAGGCUUUCCUCACACCCUGACCCUCCAUCAGCCCUCACCUGCCAGUUGCGACACAGAGUCCGAAUCAAGCCAACCAGAAUGCAGCGACCCACCAGACUACCUCUUUCUUGCACAUUGUGAGACAGGUAGCAGUAUAAGCAUUAGCAGACAUGACAGCUUUUCAAACUCUGAGAACUCUCUGGAACAGAAGUCAUCAGAUGACACUGACAAGGACAUUAUUCCCUCACCUGUUUGCACCAAGUCCGCCUCAUUCUCGUUUUCUCACGCUGGCCCCUUUCCAUCUCUUGUCAACCAUCGAGGGUUGAUUAAUCCCCCGUUAAGCGCUCCAUCCACCCUCAUGGCUGUAACAUCAUCCUCCUCUCCUCCACUGCCACCUCACUGUGCAUCAAGUAUCUUCCAGUUUGACAAACCUUAUUCUUCUGCAUCAUUUGAGGCAACGGCUGAUAGACAAACACCUCCCCCGCUGCCGCCUAAGCCUUCUCACUUCUCAGAGCAACUAAACAAUGAAGGAGCUCAUAGGCUGCAGGCAAUGAGUGCGCACCAACCUUUUGGCCACACUCUGCUAAUACCCAGCGGGAUCUCUCUGUCAGGCCUGGACCGUCUUGGAAUAGGAGCUGUUGAGACCGGCUCAGUGAGGAACAAGAAGCAGAGCCUUAAUUUGCCUUGUCUAAAUUCACCUCAAGUUCCAUACUAUGAGGACGACUCUUACAUCCCCAUGGCCUCCCCUGUCAGUGUUACUGCCGCUGCAUCGGACGGUUACAUCCCCAUGAGUCCCAGCACAUUCACUCUCCUUAACUCAACCUGCGCUGCUGAGUCCUCGAUGAUCAGCCAAGCUACGCACCAGCUGGCAGAGCUGGCGCCACCUCCGAUCAACCGGCAUCUCAAGCCUCGCAGGAGAGCCCGGCCUCCACCUCUUGACCUGAGAGGUCUCUCUUCAAUCAGUGAAUUUCCCACUCAUCUUCCCUUGACCAGAACGAUGACUGCACCAUGCAAAUUCCUGAACUCACUAACUCCUGGGAGUAGACAUGAGGGCUGGGACUAUGAUGAAGAUGAAGACACAAGCUACACUACAACAGACUCAAAGCAAGAGUUCUCCUUCACCUGUGAUGGAGCAUUUCAGCCCUUGGCCAGAAGAUUAAACCUUGACUACUUGUUACUGGACUUCAAUUCUGCAUCACCUUCACCUGUGCAGAAGCAGAAACCCGUUCUCUAUGAUGAGCACAAAGUGGAUUACGUGCAGGUGGAUGAGAAGAAAACACAGGCCCUGCAAAACACCAAGAUGGAGUGGAAAGAUGUCCGGCAAUCCAAAACUUAAUGCACUUAAUGCACAAGCACACUUGGUUUUAAGUAGACAAAUGUGGACUUUUGACAAGCAUUUCGGAAAUAAAUGUAUAUUAGACAUACAUAUGUAGAACAAGGGCACUAUGCCACACUGUAAAAAACAAAAUUAAGUCACAGUAGAUCUACAAUUUCAAUACUGCUGAAUCAUGCUGUGUAUCAUAUUGGUGUUUUACAGUAAUUUAAAAUUUUACUACGUUUUGUAAAGGGCACCACAUGUCUCGUGUAUUCUACCUAUGAAACAUUUCUAAGAAAUUUCUGGAAUAUUUUUUUUAUUGUUGUGUUACUGCAAAAGAAACAAUGAUGCCAAAUGGCAAAUGUAAUUUAUUUGUGAUUGUAAAUAAGAAAUAUAUUUUACUGAUGCUUCCAGUCACACAUGAUGUAUCAUCAUGAGCAAGAAUGGGUCAGAGAUGAAUGGAAUGGCCUGUCCUGCUGCAAAUAUUUAGCAGUGAUUCCUACCACAAACCUGAUGUGUUGUGCUGGAUCAAUAUUUUUUUUUUACAAAAUCAGUGCAUUAAAUGUGCCAGUUUGGUAUGGUAAAUGACAUUUGAUUAGCCAUUUUUGAAACUGUAAUUACAAUUUGUGAGCUCAAGUUUGUCAGUGCAAUUCCACAAAAGGACACAAAAACAUAGUUGAAAGAUACACAUGUCAGCAGGCCGUGGUAUUUCCAGGUUAAAAUUAUGGUUCACCACAAAAGGAAAUUUUUGCCAUUAUCUACUGACUAAGAUAUCAGUCAAAACUCCACUGAGGUUCAUGCAAUCACCAAGCUCACAGCCGCUUAAAUCUCACUGUUUGAUCUCAGUCUUCUCUGAAACAACUGAAGGGAACGGGGCCUGGAUGUUUAAAGUUCAUAAAAUGACAAUCAAAUUACUCUCAACAUC